Trichosurus vulpecula (common brushtail) is the source of this 5250-nucleotide messenger RNA. RefSeq names its product peptidylprolyl isomerase G (gene PPIG). The record is from RefSeq and is a predicted model, not a curated record. The transcript is spliced from 14 exons. Gene Ontology annotation, cellular component: nucleus. NCBI's taxonomy places the organism in Eukaryota, Metazoa, Chordata, Mammalia, Diprotodontia, Phalangeridae. Gene Ontology annotation, molecular function: peptidyl-prolyl cis-trans isomerase activity. Gene Ontology annotation, biological process: protein folding; protein peptidyl-prolyl isomerization. The coding region runs from base 453 to 2699 and encodes 748 amino acids.
AGCGGAGCGAGGCGGGGAGGAGGAAGGCGGGGCUGCGGGUUGCGGAGGCUGUUUGGAGCCGAAGCGCCGAGCCCGGCGGCCCUCCCCCCGCACGCUCCUCGCUCGCCCACUCGCCCGCCUCCCGCCCUGACGCAUUUUGCCGCACAGGCUGUAACAUGGCGGCGGCCGAGUGAGCCCCGGAGAGCCCGGCUGCUUCCGAGCGCCUCCGAGCUGGGGCCGCGGCGCACGGGAGGCGGAGGCCGCCGGCCGGGGCAGGGGCCGCGACGUCCUGAGGGAGCGCUCGCUCGCAGGGCUGAGGUAAAAGUAGAAUUGGAUUAGUUGGUCAGUUUUCAAUUUUUUUGUCUUCUCAGUUUAAAGAAUUUAUCUGCAGAAGUUGCCAAGAAAUUGUUGCUGGUCAAAUACAGAUUUUUUUAAACCUGUGUUUUGAAUGUAGUUUAGAAGUAUUUGAAACCAUGGGAAUAAAGGUCCAACGUCCUCGAUGUUUUUUUGACAUAGCCAUAAACAAUCUACCUGCUGGAAGAGUUGUCUUUGAAUUAUUUUCUGAUGUGUGUCCCAAAACAUGUGAGAAUUUUCGAUGUCUUUGUACAGGUGAAAAGGGUACAGGAAAAUCUACUCAGAAGCCAUUACAUUAUAAAAGUUGUCUUUUUCACAGAGUUGUAAAGGAUUUUAUGGUUCAAGGUGGUGACUUCAGUGAAGGAAAUGGACGAGGUGGGGAAUCCAUUUAUGGAGGAUUUUUUGAAGAUGAGAGUUUUGCUGUUAAACACAACAAAGAAUUUCUGUUGUCAAUGGCCAAUAGAGGAAAGGAUACUAAUGGUUCACAGUUUUUCAUAACAACUAAACCUACACCUCAUUUAGAUGGGCACCAUGUUGUUUUUGGACAAGUAAUCUCUGGUCAAGAGGUUGUGAGAGAGAUUGAAAACCAGAAAACAGAUGCAUCCAGCAAACCAUAUGCUGAAGUACGAAUACUUAGCUGUGGGGAGCUAAUUCCCAAAUCCAAAGCCAAGAAAGAAGAAAAGAAAAGACAUAAGUCAUCAUCUUCUUCCAGUGAUUCAGAUAGUUCAAGUGAUUCUCAGUCCUCUGAUUCUUCUUCUGAUUCGGAAAGUGCUUCUGAAGAAAAAUCCAAGAAAAGAAAAAAGAAACACCGAAAGUCUCGAAAACAUAAGAAGGAAAAGAAGAAGAAAAAGAAAAGCAAGAAAAGUUCCUCUACUGAGAGUGAAGAUGAAAGCCCUGAAGCACAGCCACAGUCUACUGUCCGUCCAGAAGAGAUCCCUCCUAUUCCUGAAAACAGGUUCCUGAUGCGAAAAAGUCCUCCUAAAGUAGAUGAGAAAGAGAGAAAGAAUAGAGAAAGGGAGAAAGAGAGAGAGUGUAAUCCAUCUAACUCCCAGUCCUCUUCAUAUCAAAGGCGACUUCUAGUCACCAGAUCUGGAAGGAAAAUUAAAGGAAGAGGACCAAGGCGCUAUCGAACACCUUCCAGAUCCAGAUCACGGGAUCGUUUCAGGCGUAGUGAGACUCCUCCACAUUGGAGACAAGAGAUGCAGAGAGCUCAAAGAAUGAGGGUGUCAAGUGGUGAAAGGUGGAUCAAAGGGGAUAAGAGUGAAUUAAAUGAAAAUAAAAAAGAAAAUCAAAAAAGUCCAGCAAGAGGAAAAGAAAGAAAAAUAUCUGAACACAGACAUGUAUCAGAAAGUCCAAAUAGAAAAGGUGAAAAGGAAAAGAAAACUAAAGACCACAAAUCCAACAGUAAAGAUAGAGACACAAGGAGAAAUUCAGAGAAAGAGGACAAAUACAAUAAAAGCAAAGCAAAGAAAAGGGCCAAAUCUAAAAGCAGGAGUAAAAGCAAAGAGAAGUCGAAAAGUAAAGAAAGAGAUUCGAAGCAUAGGCACGAAGAAAAGAGAAUGAGAUCAAGAAGCAAAGAAAGAGAUCAUGAAAAAGUAAAAGAAAAAGAGAAACAUUCUGAUUCUCGAGGCAAAGAACGAGAAAAGAGCAGGAGUAAAGAGAGGUCUAAGCGAGCAGGGUCAAAAAAUAAUGAACAUGACCAUAGCAGAAGUAAAGACAAGGAUAAAAGGGCCAAGUCAAAGAGUAGAGAACGGGAGGUGACCAAAGGAAAACACAGCUCCAAUGGCCGGACAAGGGAGCGAAGCAGAAGCAGGGACAAAGGAAGAAGAGCCAGAUCUAGGAGCAAAGACCGAGACCGUAGUAGGAGCAAGGAGUACUAUAGGAACAGAGAAAGGGAAUCCCGGAGAAGAGGGAGAUCAAGGAGCAAAGAAAGGAAAGGAACACCAGAAAAAUCUAGAAGUAAAGAUAGGAGGAGGAGGAGAGAGUCGAGAAGUUCAGGGAGAGAGGAAAGUCAAAGCAGAAAUAAAGAAAAAAGUAAAAACCAAGAAACAAAGAGUUCACACAAAAAAGAGAACUCUGAGAGUGAAAAAAGGCACUCAAGAAACCAUAACAACAGUAGCCGAGACAGCAGUAGAGAGAAAAAAAACGACAGAGAUCAGAGUCCAAACUCAAGAAAACAAAAUAGUAAAGACAGAGAAUUAAAGUCCUCUACAUACAAAAAUAAGGAAGAAGAGAAGACCAGAUGCUCAUUAGAAAAAGAAAUCAACCAAAAAUCAAAGAGUCAAGAAAGAGACCAUACACGUGGUAAAGAUAAAAAAUCUGAUCAUGAGUCCAGUCCUGGAACUGAUGAAGACAAAAGUGGAUGAGUGAGGGCCUCGAACUUUGUAUUUCCAUUUUUCUCUUUAGGUUUUAGAGACUUGCUGAAGAACAUCCUUUUUUGUUGUUGUUGUUUUCCUCUUCCUUUUUGUUUUUGGGGUUGGUUUUUUUUUUUUUUAAUGCGGACUUCAUUAAGUUUGAUCUUUUGAUAUUCUACAACCUGAAUAAUUUGUACUGCUAAAGUUUUAAUAAACUUGAAAUGAGAAAAACACUUUUGUGUAAUAUUGUGUGCUGUUUAACUCUUCCGUUUCUCUCUGUGUUGUAGCUGUCAGCCAACAGCUACCAUGUCUAAUAUACAUCUUGAUCUGUUAGAUCAGCCUGUUAGAAAGAAAUACAAUUGUUAAUUGCAAAUAGUAUUUUUUAUAAAAGUUUGCACUUCUCAUGUUUUAGAUAUUUUUAGAAGCCAUUAAAUUGAAAGGAAGUCAUACUGAUAUUUCUGAUUACAUUUUAGGGAGAAUGUUAUUGAUGUUCAUCGUAGAAGCUUAUGAGAGGAUUUUUUUAUUCCAAGAAAAAAAUGCUUAUCCUAUGAUUUCCUGAAAAAUUAUUUUUGAAUUUUGAUCUUGUAACCCGUACUUUAACUACAAAGAAAAAUGUCUAUUUACCUAUUGUGUUUUUCUUUACACCUGUUUCUUUGUAUUUCAAGUUCUGUGUAUGUAGUUCAUUCCUUACAAAUGUUUUCUGUAUUUUUUUUUCCACUUGCCCUAUAGAAAUGUCAAGUUGGAUUCAGUUUUAUUCUUUAGGAAGGUUAUGCUUAUCUGAUCAGUUGACAUAAAUACAGAUUUUCUUGGCUCGUUGUUGCUUAGCAUCAGACAGAAUCAAUACUUAGGAAACAGAUUUUAAAUUUUUUUUAAUAGAUUGUCCCUUUUUUAUUCAAGAGUAAUCAGAAUCAGCACUAGUGAUAUUAGUUUUCCAUUCAGUUAUUUUCCAAGAAAAUAUUCUUAUGAGCAUACAUUUACAUACACAAGCCCUUAUACAUUAGUCUGGCCUGAAAAAACUAGCAUUGUUAUAGUAAUUUUUGAAAUUUGUCCUAAUUGGCACCACACAUUUAUCAGAGUUAUUAUUCCACAUGCUUUAAAACAGCCCAAUUUUUUAUCUAAAAUCUUGAAGAUUUAAGUAUCAAAUGGUAGGAAUUUGUUCUGAAUAUUUUUCUUAUAGCAACACUGUAUCGUAUUUUAUCAACACAAAAUUGGCUUUAAACUCUUCAUCUUGAUUAUAACUUUAACUUAGCACUUGUAAAAUGCCACAGUUCAUAAAAUCACAAAACUGGUUAGCACCAUUCAGAUAUGACCAAAAGUCAGUUUUGAAGUGGAAUUUUUUUUUAUGCUUUCUCUUAUGGUAUAUGGUUUUUCCCCCUCUUCUUUAUAAUAAAGAAAAAACAGGAUAACCAGACAAACACAAAAGUGAUUUCAUUGUGGGAGUAGGGAGGUUAGAACAUCUAGGAUCUCAGUACUUAAGAGCAGCUGGAGACUUUUUUAAUCAAGAUAGUGUCAGUUAUAUUCUUAAUGCAACUUCUUAGUAAAUCAAAUAACUAUUGAGUAAUACUUUUUAUGCUUAGUAAAACAAUGUUUAAUAUACAACACUUAUUGCUUUAAUAAAGGAAUAAUUCUUUUUGCAUUGUGUUGUCAUUUAAUGAUGUAAAGAAUCAGGGGGACACCAUAUCCUUGCUGUCCCUUGGAAAGAAGAUUCAAAGUAGAUUUUGCUGGGGUGGUUCAUUCUGAAGGAACUUUGGACUUAAUCCCAUAUCAAUGACAGCUUUAGGUAUUAUUUGUAAAUUUAAAGAAUUAUAUUUAAAUAAUGUUUGUUGUAAACUGCUUGUUUCAAAAUCAUUGGAUGAAAGAUAGUACUCAAAGAGGAGGGACCUAAUGUUAUAUUAGUGUGAUCAAAGGAUAGCCAGUUCCAGAUUUUAAAAAACACACUUUGAAAUUGCUUAAAAUUGGGCUUUUCUUGUAAGGAUUAUAGCAAAUAGUCUUCAUCUUUCAUUUAGUGUUUUUAAAUGCAUUUCACUGCAACAUUAAAAAAAAAAUUUGUGAAAGUUUUUGUUUUGUCCUUCAUAAGAUUUCAAAGAGUAUUUUUAAACUAGCAAUCUGCUAUAUUGUUCUUGUAUUGUUGUGUUAGCAGUUUUGUAAAAACAAAAAAAAUAAUGUAUGGGAAACUGGAGGAGACUUUUUUGUCUUCCAUAGUAUUAUAAUUAAGGUGUAUUAUUUCUUCAGUGGUGAAGGAAUAAAGGGAAAAGACAAUCAGGUGAAUUUUGUUUUCAGAAUUUUAUUGUCAACAAUCUGAUGAAAAACUUUAUGAAUCUACCUGCUCUGUACAUGUGCUUUUGAGUUCAUAAGAGGACUAACAUUUUCAGUUACUGAAAUCCGGAGUGUUUUCCCUUGUGUUUUGAAUGUUAUAUGUUGUGAUGUGUAUCUUUUUAUAUCUAUUAGUUAUGACAUUGAACAUACUCAGUUGUAGUUUGCUUUAAGAAAAGCUAUUGCAAUCUUUGCUGUUAAAUUUACUUCAUAAUAUUUGCUGUCUAAAAUUAAAGUUCGCUUGGAAGUA